Messenger RNA from Jaminaea rosea, 2064 nucleotides. Its product is annotated as MFS general substrate transporter. Gene Ontology annotation, biological process: transmembrane transport. The record is from RefSeq and is a predicted model, not a curated record. Gene Ontology annotation, cellular component: fungal-type vacuole membrane. The transcript is spliced from 5 exons. Bases 1 to 1692 code for a protein of 563 amino acids. NCBI's taxonomy places the organism in Eukaryota, Fungi, Basidiomycota, Exobasidiomycetes, Microstromatales. Gene Ontology annotation, molecular function: transmembrane transporter activity.
AUGCGCACUCAGUCUACCUCACAAGCCAUAUCCUCCUGGAUUUUGAUGCUCCUGCCCUCUGCGUUGGCUGGACUCAAUCUCGUUGGCGCCGUCUUUGGCUACAGCUCCACCUCCUUUGCGCUCGGCCCGUCGUGGCAUGACAGUGGCAACUUAACGGCGCUUGUCCGUCUCUACUUCAUCUACUCGCUGAUCCUCAACAUCAAUGCAGCUUGGCUCAUCGCAUCGGCCGUUCUUUGGCCUCUUGUUCACACUCGCACGAGCUCUUUUGCAAAGGCAUCAUACCGGUGUACAUGGCGCCGCGUGUCUCUCGCCAUCAAUGCCUCGAUGCUACCCUUGGUCAUCAUCUUUGGUGCCUGCGGGCUAGCCUACGCCUCCAAGCGCGUCUACGACGACGCAGGAAACGGCCUCAAGACAAGGAGAACGACCAAGGACGUCGAACACGCCGUCACGCCAGAUGAGAAGGCCUCACCCUCUGCGGCCCCUACUCCCACGCAGCCAGGUCGAGCAGGCUGGCUGUGCGUUCUAGGCUCGGCAUGCUGCCUGUUCAUGGGCUUUGGUUUCCUCAACGCAUUUGGCGUAUUGCAGCAAUACUACGAGACGACCUACCUGCGCGGCACCUCUCCCUCGAGCAUCUCUUGGAUUGGGUCCAUCUCCACGUUCCUCCUCUUUGGCGGCAACCUCGUCGCUGGAGUCUUGAUGGAUCGCUUCGGACCUCGCCCCUUGAUGGGCUGGCUCGUCGUCUCUUACACCGUCGCGUGUAUGCUGACGAGUCUUUGUAAAGAAUACUACCAGGUCCUACUCGCUCAAGGCGUUCUCUUCGGCCUAGCCGCCAGCUGUAGCUUUGCGGUUCCCCUCAGCUGUAUCAUGUUGCAUUUCAAGGAGAAGAGAGGGCCGGCAAUCGGCAUCGUCGUUGCGACCUCGUCAAUCGGCGGCGUCACCUGGCCCUUUAUCAUUCGCGCCUUGCUCAACAAUGCCGGCUUCGGCUGGACAUGGCGGGCUGUAGGCUUCAUCGGACUCGCCUUGCUCAGUAUUGCAUUCGUCACGGUGACCUCGCCGAUCAGACGCAGCGAGCAGAGGGCUGGUCCGAGGCAGAGCUUGUUCUACGCGCCUGUUCUGCGAUCCAGGCCAUACCUUCUCCUCGCUGCCUCUCUCUUCUUUUCCUUCCUCGGCAUCUUCUACCUCUUCUUCUACUUGCCGGCAUUGACUGCCGCCCAAGGCGCGCCAACGGAGCUGCAGUUCGCAAGCAUCUCGAUCCUCAAUGCCUGCUCAUUCUUUGGACGGCUCGGCGUGCCCAUCCCUGCGCCCAAGCUCGGCGCUCUCAACCUGCUCACGGGAUGUUCAGCAAUUGCCGCCAUCAUCGUCCUGGCCUCCAUUGGCGCGCAAAGCACGGCAGGCGUGCUCGUCGUGGGAGGCUUCUACGGUUUCUUUAGCGGAGGCAUCAUUUCGCUCUUUGCGGCCUGCGUAGGUAGCAUAACGCCCGAUCUGCGGCGCAUUGGCUCGAGCGUGGGCCAGAUGGCAGGUCUUUUGGCGGUGGCAGCGUUGUUAGGCUCGCCCAUCGCUGGCUGGAUCAUCGACUCGCGCGGGGGAUACAAGGCGGCAGCAGGCUUCUCGGGAGGAUGUCUCGCCUUGGGGGCCAUCUUGGCGUUUGCAGCCCGUCUGGCGCAGGAGAGCAACUUGCGCAAGCCGGCGUAGAAGCGGCGUGACGGCGUCCGUGGCCUUAGCUGGAGUGACAGCUGCUGGUCCGGAGCAUGAGAAGGGCAAUGAAUGUUGAAGCGCAAUGCAGCCCGUGUGAUGCCCGCUGAUGGUGCGCAGCGAGCAAGAAGGGGGGGACGAAGAGGAAGAUGAGGAGGCGGGCUCGCUGGUCUGACGGACGGAAAAGACGCGGAGUUGAGAAUCGGAUUGCGGGGGAAAGACGGGGAGGAAAAAGUCUGGCUCCACUUUCCCUUCCUCGCACCAUUCUCUUUCUUGCAACCGCCCUCAUAUCAUUGCCACUUCUCAUUCAUUCUGAUCAAGAGGGGUCUCCCGUGAAUUGCCUUGAUCGAUGAGGCGUGGAUCCAAGGAUGC